CUAGGAAGGUUCAUUUUGCAAACGUGAAUCUUGGAGUUUUGGGGAUGACAGUUGAGUGUGUUCGGAGGUCUGAAUCAGGUCAGGGGUUUCGUGAUAGUGGGAGCAUGGGACGUGUUCCGAGUACAGUUCUGAAACGUCGUUGGGUUUUGAGGACCAAGAAUCCAAACGUUAAAAUCUCUCCUGGGAAUAGUUUGCUGGAUUUGGAGAGUGGUAAUGGUCCUCGGUGUAUCUCUGGAUCCGAUGGAUUGUGCAAGCCGGUUGAGACAGAGGCUGUGGCGGAUACAGUCACGACUGGGUUGGAGCUCGAUGGAGCUUCAACUUUCCUUUCAGAGUCAAAUAUGUUAUAUGUAGACUCCACUGUUGGAACUGGUUUUUCAUUCUCUAAUACAAGUUCAGACUAUACCAAAUGGGAUUAUACCAUGACAGUGAAUGAAAACAUGAAAUUUCUCCUCAAGUGGUUUGAGGAAUUCCCAAAAUAUAGAAACUUACAUUUCUACUUGGCUGGAGAUGAUUCCGAAGGUCACUUAAUACCACAACUUGCGGCACUUGUGCUUGAAUACAACAAAAACAAUGUCACACCAAUCAAGUUGAAAGGCAUUGCUCUUGGGAACCUUGGUAUAGGUACUCCAGGCAUAGAUGAGGGUGAUAUCUUGUGGUACCAUGGAGUAAUUUCUGAAGAACUAUACACUAUUCUAAAGACACGGAUGAGGGGAAACGUCAUUUGUAAUCAGUGCCCUUCUGAUGCCACAUCGGUCUAUUUGAAUAAACCAGAAGUUCAAAAGGCUUUGCAUGCCAACAAGACUCGUUUACCAUAUCGUUGGGAUUCUUGUGCCGGGCCUUUGACUCUUUUGCCUGCAUUUGAAACUAAAAACUUUAACACCCUGACAUCACUUUUAAAGAGGCAUAUCCGAGUUCUUCUUUACAGGUUGGAGGAUGGAUCGAAUCAUUUGGAAAAUUAAAGGAGGGAAAAAAUGUGACAUACUUGACAUUUGCAUCAGUUAAGGGUGGAUCUCAUUUUGUACCAUCCUCAUCUCCCUUAGAAGCCCUCACGCUAUUCAAAUAUUUUCUAAAGGGAUCUUCCUUAUCGGUAUCUAACUAAGUUAUGUCUUGCGUGGAAAUACACAUUCACAAGAUUGUGUCAUGUCGUGGGUCAUUGACUCUACUCAGACAUUCAGCGGUCGGAAGAACGACGUCUGGCAAGGGACUCUAAGACGCUGCGGCGUACGUAUGUACAGGGGGGGCCUAGAAGAGGCGCAAGAGGGAGGACGGCAGGCCGGAGGACGACGGGGGUGAUGGAGGUCGCCGCGACUUGCGCCUUCUCUCUGCUGUUUGCGUCGGAUGGAAGAAAAAGUAUAGGUAGGG
This is a messenger RNA of Cuscuta campestris, 1362 nucleotides long. Lineage: Eukaryota; Viridiplantae; Streptophyta; Magnoliopsida; Solanales; Convolvulaceae. The record is from the annotation of a GenBank genome assembly.